AUGUCGUCCGAAUCCGAAUUGAUCAGUAUCGAACCUGGCGACCUCAUCUUGCACAUCCGGCACGAGGAACAUGAUGCAGGCUUCCGAUAUAGAGUCAGCUCGAAAACCAUACGGCAGAACUCGCGAUACUUUGACAGCUUGCUAAGCGAUCGAUUCAAUGAAGGAAGAAUACUCUCCGAGGGCCUCGUUGCGCUCAAACAGGCUGGUUAUUCUGCUCCCGCCGAAGCCCCAUCCCACGCCCUUCCUACGAUCCAGAUUGUCCAUGUUGGGCGCAUUUCAAAAGUAUCAUCUAUCCGAGAUCUCGCUGCCGACUUUCUUCGAGCUCUUCAUGGCCAGCCGCUACCUGAAAAGUUCCCGGUCACGAACCUAGCCAAUAUAGCCGUCCUUGCAGAUCGAUUCGAUGCCCUGGACUACUUCAAGGCGUAUAUACACAGGAAGAAAUACUUGGUCUCUGUGGAUGCGAGGUUGAAAGCCAGCAAAACGCGCCCCACGGAAGAAAGAAUACGACAGAAACUCCUCAUCGGGCUGCUGUUUGAUUAUGGGCCUUGGAUAACCAGUUGCUCCAAACACCUCAUAUUGCGAGACUCAGCACAAUGGAAGGAAGGGGUAGAGAUGGAUGGCACUGCGGCUUUGUGGUGGGACUUGCCCAAUGGAGUGGAAGAUGAGUUGAUAUUCCGGCGGGAAUGCAUCCUAGAAACUAUCAACUCGCUUCAGGCACACUUCCUCAAACUGUACACCUCUGGGGCUAGGCAAUGUAAACUGGGCUACGACUCCUCGGGCCAAUGCGAUUCUUUUCAGCUUGGCGAGAUGAUCCGGUUUUUCCUGCGGCAGGGCACCCUGCGCUUGCAGGGAACCAUCUACGAUGCAACAGAGCCAAGUCACUAUUCUGGGGACGUCGACCGCUUAAUAGAAUCUCUGCGGCAAGUUCCCUCGUAUCAGAUCGAUGGUAACCAUCACCACUGCGGGAUAAGAGUUCGAAUAUCUCCCUGGCUCGAUUACAUCCAAGGCUUGUUCAAUUCUGAGACUGGGAGCGCACACAUUGGUAUCUGUGGGGAUUGCUGGACACAGCAUCGAGCCGCUUACGCCUGGUCAGACGCAAAGAGACCGGUUUCCUGGAGCCCGCCGGUGAACCUGCCGAAACCGCACAUACCCCUGAAUGCGUGGAAUCAAGGCCCUAAGAAGCACGCAUCUGUGAGAGAUAUGUUCAUGGCCGUGGAGCGCAACUGGACGGCUCCCAGCGGCUAG
Westerdykella ornata is the source of this 1245-nucleotide messenger RNA. RefSeq lists its product as uncharacterized. The coding region runs from base 1 to 1245 and encodes 414 amino acids. The transcript is spliced from 2 exons. Lineage: Eukaryota; Fungi; Ascomycota; Dothideomycetes; Pleosporales; Sporormiaceae. The record is from RefSeq and is a predicted model, not a curated record.